This is a messenger RNA of Kwoniella botswanensis, 1389 nucleotides long. RefSeq lists its product as uncharacterized. The coding region runs from base 1 to 1389 and encodes 462 amino acids. The transcript has 6 exons. The record is from RefSeq and is a predicted model, not a curated record. Gene Ontology annotation, cellular component: nucleoplasm; nucleolus. Gene Ontology annotation, molecular function: protein binding. NCBI's taxonomy places the organism in Eukaryota, Fungi, Basidiomycota, Tremellomycetes, Tremellales, Cryptococcaceae.
AUGUCGCAGAAAGAUCUCGACGCAGCCGUCCUGGCUUACCUCGUUAAACGGGGAUUCACCAAAACCGUCAAAGCGUUGGAGAAGGAAUCAGGUGUGAAAGCUGGGGAGCAAGGUAAAUUGGAAGCUGUUUGGAAUGCUUCGCAAAUUAAGAACGAAGAUGUCGAGAUGUCCUCUUCUUCCUCGGAAUCAUCGAGCUCAGAGAGUGAGAGUGAGAGUGAGAGUGAAGAUGAGGGAAAGAAAAAUGUCAAGGUAGCUGCUGCUGUGCCUCUUCCUGCAUCUUCCUCCGGAUCAAGCUCAAGCUCUUCUUCCUCCUCUCAUGAAUCGGAAUCCGAGUCUGAGUCCGGCUCAGAAUCGGAUUCGUCUUCUUCAAACUCCAGCUCAAGUUCAAGUUCAAGCUCUUCGUCUUCAUCGUCAUCUUCCUCUACCUCUAAAUCCUCAUCUUCCUCAUCUUCCGCCAAGCCGGAGCCUGCCUCAGCAUUGUCCAGCGUGACUCUCAAGGGAGAUUCACCCGCUCCCGCCAAGUCUUCUUCUUCCUCUUCCUCUUCCUCAUCAUCCUCCUCCAGCUCUGGCUCGGAUAGCGAUUCCGACAGUUCCUCUUCAUCAUCUGAAAGUGAUAGUGAAUCAGAAGAGAAUGACAGCGAGAAGAGCGUCAAGAAAUUCUUAGAUGUUGAAGCUUCUGAGUCUGAAUCUGGGUCCGAAUCAGAUUCUGAGUCUAGUGAUUCCGAAUCCGAAUCCGAUUCUGACUCUUCGUCAUCGUUAUCUUCUUCAGAUAGUGAAUCAGAAUCAGAGAAAGAAGAGGCUAAACCGGUUAUUGGACAAAAGAGAAAAGCUCCUUCCGCCUCUUCAUCAUCAUCUUCAUCUUCAUCUUCCUCCUCGUCAAGCUCAUCAUCUUCUUCCUCUGAUUCUUCGUCAUCCUCUGAAUCCGAGUCAGAAUCUGAUUCAGAAUCAACUCCAGCAGUAACAGUCGUGACCACGAAGAAAAGGAAGCUUGAAGAUGGUACAGAAGCUAUAACAUCCACUUCAACCACUACUACUCCUGCUCACCAUCACCACCACCAUCCUUCCCGAGCGCAGAAUUUCGACACGCCCGGUAGUUCCGCUGCGGGUACGCCUACAGGAAGUGGAAAGAAGCAGAGAAUUCAGGGACAGAGGUUCGAAAGGAUCAAAAUGGAUAAUGUAACAUAUCAUCACGAUGGUUUGAAAGAUAAUUCAUUUGCUGCUAGGGAAGCUGCGGGUGCCAAUCCAAAUGACUACGGGGCGAGAGCUUCGAGGGAUCUGAUUGUAACUAGAGGUGCAGGAUUCAGGAAGGAGAAGAACAAGAAGAAAAGAGGGAGUUACGUGGGUGGCGAAAUCACCUUGGCUACUCAUUCGAUCAAGUUCGACGAUUAG